GGGGGUCAUAGUGUUGACGUUGACAAAAGGACUUGUUUAAAGGAGUAGAAGGCAGAGACACAGACAUGCUGCAGCAGACGGUGGUCUGCUUUGUAUCUGGUUGUGAAUCCAUGGUCACAUAGAUUCAGUCUGAGACAUGCGGAAAAGGUGGAUUAUGUUUUUGAGUAAGGUUUGCCUGCAAUGAGAUUUUAUUCUCUACACUUAAAGAACAUUCUUUCUGAGCUGCUGUGAAUAAAUUUGGAAUGAUACUGUCUAUUUUCAACUAAUGGAGAAUUAGCUGUGUCUUUACAAGGGUUGCUGUACUGGACAACUUCAGAACAUCCUCAUAAUGUCAUCAAACAGGAGUCAGAAUCCCCAUGGACUGAAGCAGAUCGGGCUUGACCAGAUCUGGGAUGACCUCAGAGCUGGGAUUCAGCAAGUAUACACCAGACAAAGCAUGGCGAAGUCCAGAUACAUGGAGCUCUACACUCACGUUUACAACUACUGCACUAGUGUGCAUCAGUCCAACCAGGCUCGGGGAGCCGGAGUCCCUCCUGCCAAGUCAAAAAAGGGGCAGACUCCUGGGGGAGCCCAGUUUGUUGGCUUGGAGUUAUACAAGCGAUUGAAGGAGUUUUUGAAGAAUUACUUGACAAAUCUUCUCAAGGAUGGAGAAGAUCUGAUGGAUGAGAGUGUACUGAAGUUCUACACUCAGCAGUGGGAAGAUUACCGAUUCUCCAGCAAAGUGCUGAAUGGAAUCUGUGCCUACCUCAAUAGACAUUGGGUUCGCCGCGAAUGUGAUGAAGGACGAAAAGGAAUAUAUGAAAUCUAUUCACUUGCAUUGGUGACAUGGAGAGAUUGUUUGUUCAGGCCAUUGAAUAAACAGGUAACAAAUGCUGUUUUAAAACUGAUUGAAAAGGAAAGAAAUGGCGAAACCAUCAAUACAAGACUAAUUAGUGGAGUUGUACAAUCUUAUGUGGAAUUGGGACUGAAUGAAGAUGACGCAUUUGCAAAGGGCCCUACGUUAACAGUAUAUAAAGAAUCCUUUGAAUCUCAAUUUUUGGCUGACACAGAGAGAUUUUAUACCAGAGAAAGUACUGAAUUCUUGCAGCAGAACCCAGUAACUGAAUAUAUGAAAAAGGCUGAGGCUCGUUUGCUUGAGGAACAGCGGAGAGUGCAAGUUUACCUCCAUGAAAGCACGCAAGAUGAGUUAGCACGGAAAUGUGAGCAGGUCCUCAUCGAAAAACACUUGGAAAUCUUCCACACAGAGUUCCAGAAUUUGUUGGAUGCUGACAAGAAUGAAGAUUUGGGCCGCAUGUAUAAUCUUGUAUCUAGAAUUCAGGAUGGCCUAGGAGAAUUGAAAAAACUUCUAGAGACACAUAUUCAUAAUCAGGGUCUUGCAGCAAUUGAGAAGUGUGGAGAAGCUGCUUUAAAUGACCCAAAGAUGUAUGUGCAGACCGUUCUGGAUGUUCAUAAGAAAUACAAUGCCCUGGUGAUGUCAGCAUUCAACAAUGACGCUGGCUUCGUGGCUGCACUUGAUAAGGCUUGCGGUCGCUUCAUAAACAACAAUGCGGUUACCAAAAUGGCCCAGUCAUCUAGUAAAUCCCCUGAGCUGCUUGCUCGGUACUGUGACUCCUUGUUGAAGAAAAGUUCCAAGAACCCAGAAGAGGCAGAACUAGAAGACACCCUCAAUCAAGUGAUGGUGGUCUUCAAGUACAUCGAGGACAAAGAUGUGUUUCAGAAGUUCUAUGCAAAGAUGCUUGCCAAGAGACUGGUGCAUCAGAACAGUGCUAGUGAUGAUGCUGAAGCAAGCAUGAUCUCCAAGUUAAAGCAAGCUUGUGGUUUUGAGUACACCUCCAAACUUCAGCGGAUGUUUCAAGACAUUGGUGUAAGCAAAGAUCUGAAUGAGCAGUUCAAAAAGCACCUAACGAAUUCAGAACCACUGGACUUGGACUUCAGCAUCCAGGUCCUCAGUUCCGGGUCGUGGCCCUUUCAGCAGUCUUGCACGUUUGCCUUGCCGUCAGAGCUGGAGCGCAGUUAUCAGCGAUUUACAGCUUUCUACGCCAGCCGUCACAGUGGCAGAAAACUGACGUGGUUGUAUCAACUAUCCAAAGGGGAGCUAGUCACCAAUUGCUUCAAAAACAGAUACACUUUGCAGGCAUCCACAUUCCAGAUGGCGAUCCUGCUGCAGUACAACACAGAAGACGCCUACACCGUGCAGCAGCUGACGGACAGCACUCAGAUUAAAAUGGACAUUUUGGCACAAGUCCUACAGAUUUUACUGAAAUCAAAGUUGCUGGUCUUGGAAGAUGAAAAUGCAAAUGUUGAUGAGGUGGAAUUGAAGCCAGACACCCUAAUAAAGUUAUACCUUGGUUAUAAAAAUAAGAAAUUAAGGGUUAAUAUCAAUGUACCAAUGAAAACGGAACAGAAGCAGGAACAAGAAACCACACACAAAAAUAUAGAGGAAGACCGCAAACUCCUGAUCCAGGCGGCCAUCGUGAGAAUCAUGAAAAUGAGGAAGGUCCUGAAACACCAGCAGUUACUUGGUGAAGUCCUCACUCAGCUCUCCUCCAGGUUCAAACCUCGGGUCCCAGUGAUCAAGAAAUGCAUUGAUAUUCUCAUCGAAAAGGAGUAUUUGGAGCGAGUCGAUGGUGAGAAGGACACCUACAGUUACUUGGCCUAACCCUUCUAAAAGGGUCUGCGACCCACAGCAUAUAGUUCCAGUGACUAGAAUGGAAACAACUCAAGUUCAUAGCAGCCAGCCUGCCGCCAUUUGGACCUCCCUUUUUAAAGCUGAGACCACGGUUCCCACCAGCUGGUCUCAGGCUACAGCCGGACUGCUCAGGACUGACACAUUUCAGUCUGAAAACAGACGCCAACGCCAUUCUCCCUAACUUACGGACAGAGGGGAACCGAACCUUCCAUGCUGAGGCUGCAUGCUACUGCACUUAAAUCAAUACAUUGGCUCCCUGGUUAACGCUGUCGUCUGAGGCAGCACAUGAGAGCGAGUCUGAAUGGACCCACGUGUAAUCUGCUAUGGAAACCAUUUGUAUAGUGUGUUUCAUUUUUUAAUGUGUGAAAAUAAAGAAAAUUAAAGGAUUUCUGUACAAGUUGCAUUUGGUUUUAAGUUUUACUAAUUUCUAUAUGUAAAUAAAAGAUUUAAUGAUUGUGCAA
Molecule: messenger RNA, 3150 nt
Organism: Chionomys nivalis (European snow vole)
Lineage: Eukaryota; Metazoa; Chordata; Mammalia; Rodentia; Cricetidae
Gene: Cul1
Product: cullin 1
Exons: 22
Coding region: 329-2659 (776 amino acids)
Biological process (GO): SCF-dependent proteasomal ubiquitin-dependent protein catabolic process; protein ubiquitination
Cellular component (GO): SCF ubiquitin ligase complex
Molecular function (GO): ubiquitin protein ligase binding
Source: RefSeq, a predicted model, not a curated record